Messenger RNA from Durio zibethinus, 2829 nucleotides. The record is from RefSeq and is a predicted model, not a curated record. NCBI's taxonomy places the organism in Eukaryota, Viridiplantae, Streptophyta, Magnoliopsida, Malvales, Malvaceae.
UCUAUAAAAAAAAUAGAAUUGUCAGCUAAAAAAUAGGUUUUAUGUGUUUGGAUCUCUCAAUUUACCUACCAGCAUUUAUAGAAACCAUUCCGAGUCGUCCAAGGUAAAUUGAAACAAAAUUAAACUUGCCUUUUCACAAGCUGCCCCUCAAUUCCUCUAGCUUCAUUGCCCCUACCUCUUAUCAUCCUCAUCAAGACUGACCUUGACUCACCGUUUGAUCUCACCAGAAGGAAAACAUCAAUAGAUUAUAGUAUUUCUCCCGAGACACCGUUAACCAAAAAGAAUAAUAAAAUAAAUAAUAAACCCGCUAUCGCCAUUCGUUUCUAUUAUUUCGAAGCUUCAAGCUCCUAUAUCAUUUCCAUGUUCGAUUCAUCAUCACACUUAACCGAGUUGGAUAUGACGGCAUACCUAUUUAAGAAGUCCCCAUCGUUGGCGACGCUCUUUGCAGGACUCGACCAAGACCUCACCAAUUUCUGCUUAAUCUUUCUACCUCUCCUGCCUUUAUCGAGAUUUCAUCGAGUAUAUCUUCCUCCAAAUCCUCAAAAGCCCUACACCAUUUCCACUUUAUAGCAGUUCACUAAAUCCUUUAGAACCACUUCUGCUGUACUUCCAAUCCCUCUCACAUUCAAACAUAGAAUUCUCAUAUCCACAGCAUAUAUCACCUAAAACAAAAAUAGUAAGCAGUCAACCACAAAAAGCUUAUCCAAGCAGCUUUACACGACAUUCCUCUGUUCACGAUCUUCCAUAUCUUUCGACUUCCGAAUUAUGACUUCUUCCUACACAGUUAGCUUUCAAGCCCAGCUUCUUUCCGACCUCCCACGUAUCAAUUGCUUCCCCAUAUAGCUUAUUUCGGUUCAGAAAAUCACCAUCCGGCAGAGAUUCGUUAACAAUCUUCCUUCUAGAACUUCUUUGUCUCUGCUUCGUUUUUUUCUGGCUACCAAGGUUUUUCUAUUUUUUGACUCUGUUCACCAGUUCUUCUAUAUCUUCUACAAAUCUAGCCUUUGUGUUCUUUGGUUCUAGCCUUCGCCGAUUGGUUUGCGGAUUAUUUGUGCUUAUCUCUCAUUAUCUUGUUAUGCUUAGUGGAGAUCUGAUGACCCUCCUCUGAACUGUUCAUGUCAGAUGAGAUUACCUUAUCCAUUCUUACUUGUUUGCCCCCUUGUGUCCAGCCCAUGGUUGCUCCCCAUUUACAUUUUGGGCUUGCAGAUCUACAAUACCUCGUACAUAUUUACAUGUAUAACCAGGUUCAUCAAAUCUCCACCAGACAAUAUGUAAUCAACUAGAUUGAUAGGAUUUGAUCUUUAGUAAUCUAGAGAUCAUCAAGUUGAUUUUGAUAGGUGAUUGCGCAUGCCUAUAUCUCUUCUACAACGAUUUUACAGUACUAGCUAGUUAGGAUAGGUUGAAAAAGGAAAACUGGUUAGGCUUUCCUCGAAACCUUUCUUUCUUUCUCUCUCUCUCUUUAUUUAUUUAUUUAUUUAUUUUAUUUAUUUAUUUUGCUGUAUCAUCCUUUUCAAUCUCUCUACAAGAAAAUUAUCAGCACAUUCCAAAUUUUGAUAAAAUCAAUGAUUUCUGUUUCCCAUGCUUUUCAGCAUUUGUGAAAGUUUCACUUGGAAACAACGAGAGUUGGAACAUAUUGCUGUGAGUAGUUUUGGUGGUUAUUCGUAUUUGUAUUGUUGGGAAGGCUUUCAGGAGAGGGUACGAAGAUGGCAGCAUGGAACCAAAAAGAUGUCAGAUGAAGACCUGAAGAAGCUAUCUAGCUUUGAGUACAAGGCAGCUGAGAAAGGGAGUAGCCCUGUAGAAUGUGUUGUUUCCCUGGAGAAUUUCAGAAAAGGUGAUAAGUGCAAAUUGUUGCCAAACAGCUUCUAUUCUCAACGCAUAGACCCUCAUUUGUCCAAUCUGUCGAACUUUCGCUGAUCCGUCAAAAGUUGGGCUGAUCUUGGGAGAUGAAAGAGGCCAAUUUUCAAGCCUUGAUGGAGUUGAACUGGUGUAGAUAAAGGCGUUCCUCUUUGGGACUGAAUUGAGCUUUAACAAUUCAUUCUGCAAUGCAGAUGUGUGGUUCCAAGCAUUGUUCUUUUCGCAUUUUUUCAAUGAAUUGUACGUAGCUCAAUUCCACUAUGGUUAAAAGGGUGUAAGGGAAACUUUUCUUUGGAAAGAUUUUAAGGAACAUUUGUUUGAAUGCUCCGUUGUGAUAUAGAUUUCUUGCAUUUGAUUCAUUACACAGUGAUUGGAAAUUGGAAAGUAAGUAUCUAAACACCCUGCCCCCUCCCCAACAAAUCUGCGACUCUGACAUUGGCAGCAUUUUGAUGAUGCUGGUGAUAUUGGAAUUAUUAGUUAGAAGACACCCAACUGCUUCAUAGUUCAUUCUUGUUUCCAAAGGCAGGGUUUCUUAGGGACAUGUGAAGCUUCUACUCUCCCAGUUUCGCCAAGAGAGAAAGCAAAAACAAAAGCUGACAUCUAGCUCUUAAAGCUUGUUGAGUUUUGCUUGUCUUUGCAUGAAUGUAAGUAGGCAUGCUGAAAAAUAGUUUUUUUUUUUUUUUUUUACAUUUUUAAUUCCUUCAACUUUUGCCUUCUUUCUCUUUUUGGCUAUUUUAAUUUUAUACUCGGUAUUUUUGUACUCUAGCUAUUAGAUUUUUUUUUUUUUUUUGGGUACAUAAGCUUAAAAUUAGCUUAAAUUAGCAUAAAAUCCACAUUGAUUUUUUCGGCCAAACAUUGAUUUAAAUAUGUUAUCAUUUUAUGAUUGGCAGCCGUGAUGCACAACCCUUUCCAAGAUGUUCAAAUUGUGUGUCUGUGUUUUUUUUUAAAUUGUAAUAUAAGAAUAGAAAAAAAUUUGUA